AUCUACAUAACAUCAUCAGCAGCAGAUUGCCUCACGUCAGUCCCAUCACGCGGUGUUCAGAUCGGUUCAGAUCAGCACACGGAGAGCACGGAGAGCCUGCGCACCGCCUCGGUCCACAGCUGUGUUACAAACAAAUAAAACGGUGUCACAUGAUUGUUCGGGAGUAUUAGCGCUCUAAACACACAACAAGAUGGCAUCACACCCGGGAGGAGGCGAUAAAGGAAGUACAACAGAUCAGAUACUGGAAGUGGGGGCUGUUUUAUUAAAAGAUUUCAUCUAUGAGCGGGUUCGGCGGCAUGGAGACAAUAACAUGACAGUGACCAGGGCACAGCUGGGUGGAGGAGAGCUGUGUGACCCAAACCACAAGAAGCUUGCCCAGUGCUUGCAGCAGAUUGGGGAUGAGCUGGACGGACAUGUAGAGCUUCAGAGGAUGAUAAACAGCUCUUCACUCACUCCCACCAAAGACGUGUUUGUGAGAGUCGCCGUAGAGAUUUUUUCGGAUGGGAAGUUCAACUGGGGCCGAGUGGUUGCCCUUUUUUACUUUGCCUGUAAACUUGUCAUCAAAGCUCUCGUCACUCAAGUCCCUGAUAUUAUCAGAACGAUCAUCAGCUGGGUCCUGGAAUACCUCCACGAAAAUGUGAUCAACUGGAUCAGGGAGCAAGGUGGCUGGGAGGGUAUUCGGUCCCACUUUGGCACCCCCACAUGGCAGACAGUAGCGGUUUUCUUGGCUGGUGUUCUCACCACUGUUCUAGUCAUUCGCAAGAUGUGAGGAGUUCGAGGAGAGCAGACACAGGAAAGACAGGAAGAAUACCGACUGACAGAAAUGGAGAAAUGGACAGAAAAUCUGAAAGUAAACAGAAGGAAAUUAUGGCAGAAGGAAUGAGUGGAUCAAGAAGAAUCUGUAUUUGGGCACAAAGAGUCUCCAUUUCUGCCUCCCUUUCAUUUCCAAGACUGGGAGUGAGACUGAACGCACCGUCGUACCCAUGAUCCCUGUGCCACUGAGGGAGUGAGCAGUGCAUGACUGCAUGCACAAAGCAGAAGGGGUGGAGAGUUGGUCAGACUUGAAAAAGGAAAGCAUUUUAAGUAAUUUAUUUUUUACUUAGUACAGAUUUAAAAAUGUCACUGCUCUUUGUUGUCUGCCCUGAACGAUACAUGGGUUGAAGAAGUUUCAUUAAGUUAGUUUUCUCUCUGCAUUAUUUUCACAGUUUGCUUUUCUGACUGUCCCUCUCUCUCCAUGCAUCUCAUUACGGUGUCUGCUAUCUUCAGAUGUGUAAAUGGGUGACGGUAUAAAUCUGUAAAGAUCAGCUGGCAAUGAAAUGUUUAUGGGGUGGGUCAUUUUCCAUCAAGUUAAAUUAAGAGAUUUUUGCAAACAAAUGAUUAAAUAUACGAAGAGGAUGAUGUUAAUGAAGGGAUAUUACACAUGUGAUAGCAAUUAGGCUCAAGCAACACCAAAUAUAUCCCUCCGUCAAUGCACAGCUCAACCAUAUGUCAGUGGACCGAUAAAGUGCCACAGCAGGGAUUUGUAUACAAAGAUCACUUUACAUUCAACACAAAUCACCAAAUGUUAAAAAAGUCACAUGAAGUGAAUAAACUAAAAUCUUAUGUAACAUUGAAUCAUAUGCUGUCUUCAGGCAUCUGACCGUCAUUGUGACCUUAAUGUGGCUCCUACUUCAAAAAAAGUCUUGCCUUUUGUUUGUCCUGCUUAGAAGCAGGCUCAUGAUAUGAACAGACAUUUCCUCUGGUCGGUGGAAGAGGUAGCUCUGCAGACACAGAUAGCACUGCAUUGCUCAGAGAUGCUUACCUCACUCCACACAUUUUCAAAGUACUGUAUUUUAAUGUGAGUAAUUCAACCUGCAAUCAUAUCAACGCAGAAAACAGCAUUUUAUACACUAUUCCUUGUUUGUCAGUGCCUUGGUGUUUCUUUUUUUAUUUACAGUGGAAUCACUUUGAUAUCCUUCCCCUUUUUCUAUCACAUUUGUAAAGCUGAAAUCUUUUUGCAGUGACCCUGUAUGUUGUAAUAUGGAAAUAAAUUUCUAACUCUGUUAACAGUG
Molecule: messenger RNA, 2051 nt
Organism: Notolabrus celidotus (New Zealand spotty)
Lineage: Eukaryota; Metazoa; Chordata; Actinopteri; Labriformes; Labridae
Product: apoptosis regulator BAX-like
Exons: 6
Coding region: 191-769 (192 amino acids)
Biological process (GO): release of cytochrome c from mitochondria; positive regulation of apoptotic process; extrinsic apoptotic signaling pathway in absence of ligand
Cellular component (GO): mitochondrial outer membrane
Molecular function (GO): protein homodimerization activity; protein heterodimerization activity; channel activity
Source: RefSeq, a predicted model, not a curated record